GAGAAAAAGACAUCAAAAGCUCUCAAGGCGGAUCACUCAGUUCACCAUGUUACUUUCAAUCCGAAUAAGGCUUCACCGAGAGAAACCCUCAACAUUUCAGUUCCAAAGCUUGAUGAUGGAGUCGUCUUGGUUUCUGAGUGUCUUGUAGUUGUUUUCAACUUGACAGUAGUGGGCAAACGAAUAAUUUUCUCGUGAACAACGUAUCGAGAGCGCUGGUGGAUAAUUUCACUGUGAAAUUUGCAGGUGAAAUCUUGCAGGACACGGAUGGUUAUGAUUUGUUUAAGCUUAACGAGGAUUUAUUUUUGACUGAAAGUGGGAGCUCAAACCGGUUGGGUGAAGGAAUUCAGUCUGGAGAUCUCUCAAUGACCAGAUGUAAUGCCGGAGACAAGAAAACUUUAGGAGCUGACAAGGAGAAAAAACGGCUUAACACUGUGUGUGGAAAUAAGUACAGGAUUCCGAUAGAUCAUGAAAUUCUUUUUUACCCAAGAGCUUUAUCCGAUGAACUGGUCUUUGAACUCAGGCUCGCUCCAGCGAGUACUGUUGUGAAGGGGAGUGAUCCGGCAAAGCUUGACUAUGAGCUCAGUAACAUCCAGCUUGAGUAGAGGUUAUCCACAGUAAGCAGCUCUUAUCUAAAUGGAAAGAAGUUCAUUUAUGAGCAUGUCACCCACCACAAAACAAUCUCAAUCGCAAAGGGAACUGAUUCAAUCAUCAAUGAGAGCAUCAAUGUUCCGAGGAGAUCGAUGAAGGGCUUAAUUCUGCUCCUGUUUUACGAACCAUACGUGGGAGGGGCGAGAGACAGCGAGCAAACAUUC
Molecule: messenger RNA, 812 nt
Organism: Porites lobata
Lineage: Eukaryota; Metazoa; Cnidaria; Anthozoa; Scleractinia; Poritidae
Source: the annotation of a GenBank genome assembly